AUGGACUAUGCUGACGACGCUGCACUGUUUCUAGGAGAGCCCACCCAGUGGCCUGUCUCACUUCGAAGAUUCGAGGAAGAAGCUGGGAUGAUGGGGAUGCACAUGUCAUGGGUCAAAACCAAGAUCCAGAAUUGUACCAGCCUCGGCCAAAAUCUCGCCUCAGUCACGGUUGAGGGUAACUCUGUCGAAUUCACACAGAAGUUCAGGUAUCUCGGCUGUGACAUCCAUUCCUCAGCCUACUCCUCCCCCGACAUUCUCCGACGUCUUGGGCUUGCCUCAUCCACCUUUGGCCAACUACAUGUAAAUUGUGUCUGGAGGAACAAACGCCUCAAGCUCACAACCAAGCUGAGGGUAUUUACGACCUGUGUCCUCCCUGUCCUACUGUAUGGCUCAGGGACAUGGACACUCCAAGCUGAUGACACACGAAAGCUCCAAGCCUUCAGCCUCAGGUGUCAAUGA
Messenger RNA from Asterias rubens (European starfish), 459 nucleotides. RefSeq lists its product as uncharacterized. The record is from RefSeq and is a predicted model, not a curated record. Bases 1 to 459 code for a protein of 152 amino acids. NCBI's taxonomy places the organism in Eukaryota, Metazoa, Echinodermata, Asteroidea, Forcipulatida, Asteriidae. The transcript has a single exon.